UAUAGCUUCGUAACUUCAGCGCGCAUCAACAUGGGCUCAUCCAAAUUGCUUAUUUUCAGUGCCUUGCUGGCCAUUAUGGUCGCCAGUAGCUCGGCGGGCCUUCUGGAUUCACUUGUCCCCAAAGCUAUUACGGACUUCUACAGUAGUGCGUCCUCCCAAGAGGGAUACCGCUUUGCAGUCAAUGACCCCAAUGGCAGCACACGUGAGGAAGUUGGUAUGAUCUUGAAUCCCGGCACAGACAAAGAGGAGUUGGUGGUGAUGGGUACCUACAGCGUAUAUGAUGAAAAGACUGACACCGAAACUGUAACGAUGUAUACCGCCGACAAGGAUGGUUACAAAGCUCGUUACCAAAGCAAGAACCGCAAACUGAGCCCUGGAGCCCUGAAGUCCGCUGCUGGAUAAAUAUGCAUUAGAUUAGAGUUGUAAACAAAGAGUCAAAAAAUAUAUUUGCUACUGCCGAAA
This is a messenger RNA of Drosophila rhopaloa, 462 nucleotides long. RefSeq lists its product as uncharacterized. NCBI's taxonomy places the organism in Eukaryota, Metazoa, Arthropoda, Insecta, Diptera, Drosophilidae. The record is from RefSeq and is a predicted model, not a curated record. Bases 31 to 402 code for a protein of 123 amino acids. The transcript has 3 exons.